This is a messenger RNA of Asparagus officinalis (garden asparagus), 1224 nucleotides long. RefSeq names its product gibberellin 20 oxidase 2-like. The record is from RefSeq and is a predicted model, not a curated record. Gene Ontology annotation, molecular function: gibberellin 20-oxidase activity. Gene Ontology annotation, biological process: unidimensional cell growth; flower development; gibberellin biosynthetic process. The transcript has 3 exons. The coding region runs from base 1 to 1146 and encodes 381 amino acids. NCBI's taxonomy places the organism in Eukaryota, Viridiplantae, Streptophyta, Magnoliopsida, Asparagales, Asparagaceae.
AUGGACUCCGUCUCGCUCCUCUCCCCUUCCCUCGACUUCAACAAAGAAAAAGACCACAAUGGUGGCCUCUUCUUCGACUCCUCUCUCCUCCAAAAACAAGCAAAAAUACCCAAACAAUUCAUAUGGCCACAAACCGAAAGACCUAACGCAUUGCCAGAAGAACUCAAAACUCCCAUAAUCAACCUCGAAGAGUUCUUCAGAGGUGACGAAGUUUCAACUCAACAUGUUGUCGAGCUCAUCAGGGACGCGUGUUCGGCCCAUGGAUUCUUUCAGGUGAUCAAUCAUGGAGUCGACAUCUCAGUUCGUCAAGCCAUAUUUGAACUUGUUGAUAGAUUCUUCAAGCUUCCUCUUGACCGAAAGUUACGUGCACGAAGGAGGCCGGGGUGCACGUGGGGAUACACGGGAGCUCACACUGACAGAUUCUCUUCAAGGUUGCCAUGGAAAGAGACGCUCUCUUUCGUAUACAAUGACGGUGGGGAUGAAGAACUAUUAUCCAUGCUAGGCAAAGAUUUCGAGGAGAUUGGGAAGGUCUACAAAACAUAUUGCAAAUCUAUGUUCGAGCUAGCACUUUCAAUAAUGGAGAUCCUAGCAAUGAGCCAAGGACUGACCAGAGAACGAUAUAGGGAAUUUUUCGAAGAUGGGAGUUGCAUUGUGAGAUGUAACUAUUAUCCGCCAUGCCAAGAGCCAGAGCUCGCGUUGGGGACCGGGCCCCACUGUGACCCCACGGCGUUAACCAUAUUGCAGCAAGAUCAGGUCAGAGGGCUUGAAGUGUUUGCCGAAGGAAAGUGGCAGUCAGUUAGUCCAGUGAGGGAUGCACUGGUUAUCAAUAUCGGUGACACGUUCAUGGCUUUAUGCAAUGGCAGGUACAGGAGUUGCCUUCAUAGAGCAGUGGUGAAUCCUCACAGAGAGAGGAAAUCCUUGGCAUUUUUCUUGUGCCCAAAGGGUGAUAGGAUUGUGAAGCCACCAUUGGAUUUGAGUUUUGAUUCGGAUUCGGGUUUGAUGGAGAGGAAAUACCCGGAUUUUAAGUGGGCAGACUUGUUGGAGUUUACUCAAAGGUGUUAUAGAGCGGAUACUAGAACCCUGCAGAGUUUCUCAGAUUGGAUUCAAUCAAAGGAAAGAAUGAGCCAUAAGCUUGAGGGAAAAUGAUGGUCCUUUUCUUUUUCUUUUUUUUUGGAGUUGUAUAUAUAUAAUUUCUCUUGUCUAUACUUUCAGUUGUACUUAUCA